AUGGGGUUAAAUUUAUUAUUUAUAGUAUCAGGUACAUUAAUAACAGGAGCAGCAAAUUCAUUAUUAACUAAAUUUCAAGAUAAUCAAUGUGUAAGGAAUUGUUCAUUUAAUAAUAAUAACCUACAAGAAGGAACAAAACCAGAAUAUUUUAAUCAACCUGGUAUACAAACUUUACAAAUGUUUUUAGGUGAAUUAUUAAUAUAUUUUGUUUAUUUAAUUUAUCGAUAUAAUAAAAUUAAGAAUAAUCAAAUUGAAUCUAAUAAUAAUGAAAUAAGUUGGUAUUCAAAUUUGAAAUUAGCAAUACCAGCAAUAUGUGAUUUAAGUUGUACAACUUUAUUAAAUAUUGGAUUAAUUUAUAUUCCUGUAUCUAUAUAUCAAAUGACAAGAGGUUCAGUUGUUUUAUUUGUUGCAAUUUUUUCAACUAUUUUUUUAAAAAGAAAAAUAUCAAAUUUUAAAUGGUUAUCAUUGAUAUUUGUAACAUUAGGUGUUUGUAUUGUAGGAUUAAGUGGAUCAUCAAAAAGUGGUGGUGAAGAAGGACAAAAAGAUAUAAAAAUGAUUAUAUUUGGAAUUUGUUUAGUUAUUGGUGCUACUUCUUUACAAGGUAUUCAAUUUGUAGUUGAAGAAAAUAUAUUAGAAAAAAAUCCAAUUAUUCCAUUACAAUUAGUUUAUAUUGAAGGAUUAUUUGGAUCUUUGAUAUUAAUAAGUUUAAUGAUUUUAUUAAAUUUUAUUUUCAAAUUUAAAUUAACUCAAGAAGAAUUUUUAAAUUCUCCUUUUAAUUUAUAUGAAUCAUUUUAUCAAUUAAUUUCAAAUAAAAUUAUUUUGGGUACAUCAUUUUUAAUAAUGUUAUCAAUAUCAAGUUUUAAUUAUUUUGGAUUAUCAAUAACUCAUCAAGUUUCAGCUACUGCAAGAUCAACUAUAGAUACUUGUAGAACUUUAUUAGUUUGGUUAAUUGCAUUAAUAAUAGGUUGGGAAUCUUUUAAAUUUUUACAAUUAAUUGGAUUUAUUAUAUUAGUAUUUGGUACUUUAUGUUUUAAUGAUGUUAUAACAGUUGAACAAUUUAAUUGGUUACCUAAUUGGUUAAAAGAAAAUGAUAAAAUAAGUAAUCUUGAAGAUGAAGAAUCAAGAAAUUUAAUAGAUGAAGAAAUUGAAGAAAGAUUAAUAGGUAAAUGA
Lodderomyces pseudojiufengensis is the source of this 1170-nucleotide messenger RNA. RefSeq lists its product as uncharacterized. Bases 1 to 1170 code for a protein of 389 amino acids. Gene Ontology annotation, cellular component: intracellular membrane-bounded organelle; Golgi membrane. Gene Ontology annotation, molecular function: pyrimidine nucleotide-sugar transmembrane transporter activity. The transcript has a single exon. Gene Ontology annotation, biological process: pyrimidine nucleotide-sugar transmembrane transport. NCBI's taxonomy places the organism in Eukaryota, Fungi, Ascomycota, Pichiomycetes, Serinales, Debaryomycetaceae. The record is from RefSeq and is a predicted model, not a curated record.